Molecule: messenger RNA, 1065 nt
Organism: Culex pipiens pallens (northern house mosquito)
Lineage: Eukaryota; Metazoa; Arthropoda; Insecta; Diptera; Culicidae
Product: GDP-D-glucose phosphorylase 1
Exons: 3
Coding region: 1-987 (328 amino acids)
Biological process (GO): glucose metabolic process
Cellular component (GO): cytoplasm
Molecular function (GO): GDP-D-glucose phosphorylase activity
Source: RefSeq, a predicted model, not a curated record
AUGUCCACCCCAAUCGAUCUCCCGAAUCUCCGCGCCACCAUCGAAUCCCGCUGGUCGGAACUGCACACCAAUCCGGACCAUCGUAACAUUUUUCGCUACCAGCUGGCCAUCGAACGAGAGCGCACUCUCCCCGGUCGGUUCGGCUUUCUCACGCAGCUGAACCCGAAACGAAUGACGGAGCGUCGAAAGCCGGAAGUUAUCCGCAGUUUGCGGCCACCGUUCGAGCCGGAACGGUUCCACUUCAACAAGGUGGACGAGCGGGAGGUGAUGGGCGAGGUCCGGAUUGGGGACACGGCGGUGUCUUUGUUGAUCAACAAUAGUCCGCUGACGGAGUUUCACACGCUGUUGGUGCCGGAGCGGGGGGCAAAUUUGGCGCAGGUUCUGACGAAGGGGGGCGUGGAGGCGGCGGUCAGGAUUAUGCUGGAGUUCAAGGAGAUUGACUACCGAAUUGGGUUCAAUAGCCCUGGAGCGCUGGCGUCCGUGAAUCACCUGCACCUUCAUUUGCUGUUGGUGAAGCAUCGACUGUACGUGGAAGAUGCCCCCCUCACCCCACUAGGAAACAACCUCUACCGACUCGACAACUGUCCAGCCAAAGCCUACUGCUUUCAACUAGAAACCCCCUCGUCCGCCCCCAACUUCAUCGCCCUAAUCUACCGAGCCAUCGAGCUGCUCCUGGACGCGGGCAUCGCGCACAAUCUGUUUUUCACGUGGAACUCCGGUGGGACCGUGCUACGGGCGCUGGUCUACCCGCGGUCCCGACCGUGCGAGUACAAACAGGUGCUGCCGCUGAACGUGGCGUUCUGCGAGCUUAGCGGGUACGUCCCGUUGGCGGACCCCGCGGACUAUGACGGCAUGACGGAGCGCAGGCUGGAGGAGCACUUUGGGCAGGUUCAGGGAGAGGAGGUUUAUCGGGAGGUUGAGCCGCUGUUGGUGGAGGGGUUGAGGGACCUUGGUGAAGGAGGUGAAAGGGGGGAACUGUCAAAGUAGGCAAGGUAGAAAAAAUGAAGAGAGAAUUUCUAGCAAUUUUACUUUGGAAAAUAAAGAGUGCAGUUUAAAUUUAAAAAA